Messenger RNA from Penicillium paradoxum, 2709 nucleotides. Its product is annotated as putative TBC domain protein. The transcript is spliced from 2 exons. The record is from RefSeq and is a predicted model, not a curated record. Bases 1 to 2709 code for a protein of 902 amino acids. NCBI's taxonomy places the organism in Eukaryota, Fungi, Ascomycota, Eurotiomycetes, Eurotiales, Aspergillaceae.
AUGGUGAAUGAGGCUGCUGCAUCGUUAUCGCCCAAUCGAGCGGAGUUCCAUCCGACAAUCCACGCCGUGCCAUUCGACGACACUGUCGCCGUUGACACUCCUCUUGCGAUUCGGUCGGUCUCGUUGCCCACCCCAGUCGAUGCGCCAAUAACCUCCAAUGGUCGAUCUUUGAGUACAAGCGCCGCCUCACUUGGUCCCAGUGAUGAGCAGUCGACCUUGCGGAUGUUCUCACGCCUCGCACCCUCUGUAUCCGUUGGAGAUGACACCCGAACCGUUCGAUCAGAGGGCACGCCCUCGCUGCGCAGCGUCCCCAGCAUUAUUGUGAAUGAACCGAGUGCUCGUCCUAGCUCACGACCGGGCUCACGACCGGGCUCGAGACCAGGGUCGCGGUGGUCUGAACGCAAGUGGGGUGGAUUGAGAAAACGGUCACUCGAAAUGGAGAGGAAACUUAGCUCGGAAGAGCCUCCACCAGUGCCUCAGAUUCAACACUCGUUCGCUGGCAUUCCUUUGGAUAUACCGACAGCAUCCUUGGAAUCAUUGAACAAGCCGAUGAACUUCUCACUCCGGGGAAGUUUGAUCAAAAGUCAGGCGAAACGUCCACACCCAAAAGCACCCAAGGAGCACCUUGAAGCGCACCCUGAGCAACGGUCGCACCCUGAGCAACAGUCAGGCCUCGAGCAACGGUCAGUCCCCGAGCAACAAUCAGUCCUUGAGCAACAGUCGGUUCCUGAGCAACAGUCGGUCCCUGAGCAACAGUCGGUCCCCGAGCAACGGUCAGACAAACCACCCUUACAAAAGCCUGAAGAGGAAUACAUUAAAGACUCGGUCUCGCCACCUCAGGAGAAGUCGGACGAGCUUUCUGAUGAACGGCUCGACCGACAGCCGUCUGAACGGACGCUGUCAAGUUCCGUUACCACCAGCCAACCGGAAGAAGAAAAUGAAACACCCAAAGUGGUUCCACGGCGGGUCAAGCGUCCGAGUACCCUUCGUCCGAGGCAGACAAGUCUUCCUACCAGAGCAAUUUCGGCCGACGAAGAUAUGUUGUCACGCCGAGUCCGCCUCAUGUACGAGAAAGGUGACGAAAACGUAACUGACUCCGAGGUUGCAAGGGCACUGGCUUCCGAACAUGGGGUAUUAUGGGAAGAGGGUGCGAUUUCGGAUACUGAAACUUCUGGGAUUCCCGGAAUUUGCAUGAAUGAGACUGGAACUGAGACAAAACCAAGGGCAUCUGCCGAGGUAGAAAGUAUCCGCAUCAAGAGGGAAACUCAGGAGCUAGCGGGUGGUGCUGAGUAUUGGCAAAAUGUCGGGGUCGAAGAAGUCGAUCGUUAUGGCUUCAUUCGACCUGCGAAGAACUCGAAUGGCUCCGAAAUUAAUCCUCUCCAGCGAGUCACAACUAGCCUUCUGUUGGCCUCUGAGACACCCCGGCGGAAGCGUUCAAUUCGCCCACCGACUGCUCCAGCGAGCAAUCGUUCCUUCAAUGCCCCGUCUUUGGUCCGCAAGAUGUCCCAAACUUCCUUAGGGACUCGCCCAUCUUCGUCCCAAAGCAAUUAUGGUCCGCCAUUGCGCCGCUCCACAUCUCGUUUGCGCGCGGCAACCAAUCGUUUGCCUUACAACCGAGACCGAAAAGCGAAAGACGAGGCGGCUGACAUGCUCACUCUGCCUAACCCCUCAAAUUCCGGCACGAGAGAUGAUGCACCGCUUACUCGUGCAAUGCGAAGGAAGGAGUGGGAGCGUGAAGAUAAGUGGACCAAGAUGGCUAAACCGACUAAGAAGACCAAAGAUGGUGGCGGUAUGACCUUUGAGUUCGAUACUAAGAGCUCGAAGUUGAUUGAGCGGACAUGGAAAGGCAUUCCAGAUCGGUGGCGGUCAACAGCCUGGUACUCAUUCCUUGAAGCUAGUGCCCGGCGCCACAAGGGUAGUGCACCUGCGGGCGAGCUCAUUGAAGCAUACAACGAGCUUCAAUUCAUCUCAUCCCCAGAUGAUGUUCAAAUUGACAUCGAUGUACCGCGAACGAUUUCCAGCCAUAUAAUGUUUCGGAGACGCUACAGGGGUGGCCAAAGACUGCUGUUCCGUGUUCUUCACGCGAUGUCAUUAUACUUCCCUGACACAGGCUACGUCCAGGGCAUGGCGACUCUCGCAGCUACACUACUUGCGUAUUAUGACGAGGAGCAUGCCUUCGUUAUGUUCGUCAGAUUAUGGCAGUUACGGGGUUUAGAAGAGUUAUAUAGGUCUGGUUUUGCUGGUUUGAUGGAGGCUUUGGCUGACUUUGAACGAGAGUGGCUGGCCGGAGGUGAAGUGGCCACGAAACUGAACGAGGUUGGAAUCUCACCUACAGCCUAUGGCACUCGGUGGUACCUCACUCUAUUUAAUUACACAAUUCCCUUCCCGGCUCAGCUGCGGGUGUGGGAUGUUUUCAUGCUCCUUGGAGAUGCCGAAGACAACACUGGUCGACCCGCCACCUCCGCAGGGAAGGGUAGACACUCGCCUGAUGAUGAAGAUGAAAACCCAAGAACAUUCGGACAGGGCCUUGACGUCUUGCAUGCAUCCUCUGCAGCAUUGAUUGAUGGCAUGCGCGAAAUAAUUCUCGAUUCCGACUUUGAGAACAUUAUGAAAGUCCUCACCAGCUGGGUGCCUAUCAAAGACACCGAAAUGUUUAUGCGUGUGGCUAAAGCGGAAUGGAAGGUCCACCGUCGCAGGAAAGCCUCCUAA